Molecule: messenger RNA, 1969 nt
Organism: Nasonia vitripennis (jewel wasp)
Lineage: Eukaryota; Metazoa; Arthropoda; Insecta; Hymenoptera; Pteromalidae
Product: cytochrome P450 6a2
Exons: 6
Coding region: 168-1769 (533 amino acids)
Molecular function (GO): iron ion binding; heme binding; monooxygenase activity
Source: RefSeq, a predicted model, not a curated record
UUCCAUUUCGUAAUCUAGUUUGCUCAUCCGAAAAUAGAUUUUAUCGUAUAGUCCACAGAUAAUGAGAAUGUAUUAUCUACAAAGUGCUAAUUAUAGAAGGAAUAUUUCAGUUUAAUUGUACUCGUCGUCCGAAAUCUUGCUCUUGUAAUAAACGGUAAAUCGGCAUCAUGGAGCCUCUGAGUGCGAUUCUUUAUACCAAAACGUUUUGGAUCACGUCCCUGUUUCUCACCAUCUAUUUGUACCUCAAAUAUGUGGUUUACAAUGUUUGGGCUAAUAGAGGAGUUCCCCAUGAUCCCCCGUCGAUUCCACUCGGAAACAUUCCUGUCAAGUACUUCCAAGGAAAAACAACACAUGGUGCUAUCGUGAAAGAGAGUUACGACAGGUACAAGACGAAUCCCUUUUACGGGAUGUAUAUGCUGUAUAUGCCGAUACUGGUCGUAAAGGAUCCUGAGCUCAUUCAACUUAUCCUGGUGAAGCAUUUCAACAGCUUCUACAACAGAGGUACGCUGUACAAUGAGAGCAAAGAUCCCUUAUCUACGGGAUUGGUGAGGUUGUACGAUGAGAAAUGGAAGAGACUUCGGGUUAAGCUCUCGCCCACUUUCACGUCUGGCAAGUUGAAGCUCAUGUAUCCACUGGUGAAAGAGAUUUGCGAUGAGCUGUUGAGAGUUUACGAGGACGUGCUUGAUAAGUCCGACGUCGUUGAAAUCAAGGACAUCACUAAUAGGUUCACCAUAGAUUGCAUCUCAUCGAUCGCAUUCGGCUUCAACUGCGACAGUCUGCAUCAGCCAGAUAACGAAUUUCUCAAGUACGGAAAAAUAAGCAACGAUCUCGGCCGAGUUUUCUUAAUAUUCAGCUUUUUCGUGCCACGAUUGGUCAGUCUGUUCCCUAUUCCGGAGAAAAGGAAAAAAGUGAGCGAAUUUUUCUACGAUCUUUUCGAGAAAAUGGUAUCGCAUCGAAGGAAGGACAAAACUGUCAGAAACGACUUUCUGAACAUGCUCAUGCAGCUGAUGGAUCAUGGAAAGGUUGAGGAGGACGACGAUGCACCGUCGAAAUCGAAUUCGUUAACGAAGAUAACCGACGCCGAUAAAAUAACGAUGGUGGAAGCUGUCGGCCAGUCGAUGUUCUUCUUCGCGGCUGGACAGGAAACGACUGCAUCUGCGAUAACUUAUUGCCUGUACGAGCUGUCCUUUAACCAGGAUAUCCAAGAAGAGCUCUACAACGAAAUAAGCCAAGUGGCCCACAGUCCUGAAGGUCUUACGUACGAGAAACUCUUUAGCAUGCCGUACCUUGACAUGGUGUUCCGAGAAACUUUGAGGAAACAUCCAGGAGCUCCGAUGCUCAAUCGCCAAGCUAGCGAAGAUUUCGUCGUUCCUGGCUCGCACUUCGUGAUAAAAAAGGGUACCAGAAUCGUUAUCCCAAUCAAGGCUUUACACGCCGAUCCUGACAUUUAUCCUGAUCCGGAUAAAUUCGACCCCACCAGAUUCACAUCUGAGAACAAGGCCAAAAGACACGCUUUCACGUACAUACCCUUCGGUGAAGGGCCGAGACACUGCAUAGGCAAACGUCUCGGAAUCCUGAAGCCAAAGAUUGCUCUGUUCUAUUUACUUCUCAACUACAAGUUCUCCGUCUGUGAUAAAACACCGAUACCUCUGAGAUAUAUGACCGAUUACUUUGUGCAAGUGCCCGCCGGCCAGGUCUAUCUAAAAGUGGAGAAAAGAAAUGGUACUUUAAGCGAUAAAGCUUCGCGACCUUGGAAUUCAGCUAACUGAUAUAACUUGCUGAAGAGUCACUAUAUAUACAUCAUCUGCGUAUUCCGAUGCUCGCGCAGUUUCCUGCUUGAUAAAACUGUCCGCAAUAUAAGUUCAGACGAUAUCUCUUCCAACCGACGCAGUAUAUCCUCGCUAGAUUUCAUACCACAAUUCGAUAUGUACUUAUAAUAUACGAAUAAUAUUUUAACCAUAUCCUGUCA